CAUCGCAGGAAUAAAGUCGAGGAAGCAGCGCGGAAGCCCCCGUGGGGAGGGAAAGAGAGGCGCAUAGAGAGAUAGACAGAGAGAGAGAGGAGUGCAAGGCAGUGGUGUCGAUAUUAAUGCAUUAACUUCCCCGUUCUUACUUUGUCGUCACGAGAAGCGCCAAAGGCAUCGAGGCAAAGAUUCCGGAAUUUUUUGCCACUGACAAUCCUGGCUGGCUUUGAUCUCUCUCUCCAAAGUUGGUUUCCUUCUUCGUUCAUUCUGGAAGAGUAGAUUUCCCGUCGAUGGUUCCGAUGUUUCUUCUUUUUCAUAUUUCUGUUCCCGCUUUUUCUUUUCCCGGGAAUCAACAGUUCUCCCCUUUCGCUUUUCUGGUUCUUAGCUCCCUUUUCUUUCUUUUCGCUUCUGUAAGAUUCUGGAGUUUGUCGCUUCGUUUUCUGUUUUGGUUACUUGGUGGGGGUUUGCAAGGGCUUGUUGUUCUUUUUCCUGCUUUCUAAAUUUUAGGCUAGUCAUAGUCCUUCAAGUCUGCUUUCUAUUUGGUUCGAGUUUUAUUGUGGAUUGUACUGAGUUUGUUGUUUUCUUGUGAGGAAACAUAGUUUUCGAACGGUAACGUACUGAUCUUGUUGAGUAGUAGGCGAAUUUUCUGGUUCUUCUCCUGAACAAUGUGAGAAUCGGGACGUGUUUGUUAUAAUUACUGCUUGGGUUCUUUUUCUUUUUUUCUUUGAGUCUAAUCACUUGCCUCUUCAAUUUUCUGUAAGUCGGUUUCUGGUAGUUAUCACGUUGUCUUUCUGCUUCUGCUAGAGGGCAAAGUUCAAACUCUUUUUUAUACUUGGUCAGUCCACCGAUUGCAUUUGUCAGUUCUUAGAUUGGACCAUGCAGCCUCGGGUUCAAUUGUGUGCAUGAACAUAUCUAUUUUGUUAUUGUAUAAACGAUCCUUUAUAAUUUUAUUUUAGGUGGAAUCGGGAUACAAUGGAAGAGAAGCCUUUCCCAGCGUGGUCUUGGCCUGUGGAUCAGUGCCUGAAAGAAUACAAUGUGAGAUUGGACAAGGGCCUGAAUAGCUAUGAAGUGGAGGAACGGCGUGAAAGAUAUGGUUGGAAUGAACUCGAGAAAGAAAGUGGAAAACCAUUGUGGAGGUUGGUCUUGGAACAGUUUGAUGACAUGUUGGUGAAGAUAUUGCUGGUGGCAGCUUUGGUAUCCUUUGUACUGGCUUACUUCCAUGCGGAAGAGUCUGGAGAGUCAGGGUUCACAGCCUAUGUUGAACCCCUUGUGAUUCUAUUGAUUCUAAUCCUCAAUGCAAUUGUUGGGGUAUGGCAAGAGAGCAACGCUGAGAAAGCAUUGGAAGCACUAAAAAAUAUGCAGUCGGAACAGGCUAAGGUCUUUAGGGAUGGCUAUCUUGUUCCAGAUUUGCCUGCAAGGGAACUCGUUCCUGGUGAUAUUGUUGAAUUAAGGGUUGGAGACAAGGCUCCUGCUGAUAUGAGAGUGGCAGAACUCAAAACUUCUACUCUGAGAGUGGAGGAAAGCUCCCUUACAGGAGAGUGUAUGCCUGUUCUCAAAAGUACAGCUCCCCUCUUUGGGGAUGACUGUGAAUUGCAAGCCAAGGAAUGCAUGAUCUUCUCUGGAACUACAGUUGUCAACGGGAGGUGCAUUUGCAUUGUUGUCAGCACAGGCAUGCAGACAGAAAUUGGGAAGAUACAGACUCAAAUUCAUGAAGCUUCAUUAGAGGAAACUGAUACACCAUUGAAGAGGAAGCUGGAUGAAUUUGGGGAGAAACUAACAGUGGCUAUUGGUUUUAUUUGCCUUCUUGUGUGGGUCAUCAACUACAAAUAUUUUCUGAGCUAUGAGAUUGUGAAUGGAUGGCCAACAAAUUUUCAGUUUUCCUUUGAGAAGUGCACAUACUAUUUUAAGAUAGCUGUUGCCCUUGCAGUUGCUGCCAUACCUGAAGGACUCCCUGCUGUUAUUACCACUUGUUUAGCACUGGGCACCAGAAAAAUGGCACAAAAAAAUGCUAUAGUUCGUAAGCUUCCCAGCGUGGAAACCUUAGGAUGCACGACUGUUAUUUGUUCAGAUAAGACUGGAACACUUACCACAAAUCAGAUGUCUGUUUCAGAAUUUUUCAGUUUGGGUGGGAAGACAACUACAUCCCGAACCUUCAAAGUUGAGGGCUCGACAUAUAACCCUAAGGAUGGUGGAAUUGUUGAUUGGAGUUACUAUAACAUGGAUAGUAAUUUGCAGGCAUUAGCUGAGAUUUGUGCUGUCUGCAAUGAUUCAGGUGUUUCCUGCAAUGGUUACAUAUUCCGUGCCACUGGAAUGCCUACUGAAGCAGCACUGAAGGUUCUGGUUGAAAAGAUGGGAGUUCCUGACAUGAAGGCAAAAAAUAGAAUUCGAAAUGCACAACUUGCUGCAGAUUAUUCCAUUGAUCGAACUACUGUUAAGUUGGGCUGUUGUGAGUGGUGGAAUAAAAGAUCAAAGAGGAUUGCCAGUUUAGAAUUUGAUCGAGUUAGAAGGUCUAUGGGUGUACUUGUCCGAGAGCCAACCGGUCGCAACCGUCUCCUUGUAAAGGGUGCAGUAGAGAAUGUAUUGGAGCGGAGUUCUCAUGUGCAGCUUGCUGACCAAUCAAUUGUUCCACUAGAUGAGACAUGUAGACAGUUAAUACUGUUGAAGCUCCUAGAGAUGAGUUCAAAGGGUCUACGAUGCUUAGGAAUGGCAUUCAAAGAUGACCUGGGAGAGUUUGCUGAGUACCAUGCAGAAAGUCAUCCUUCUCACAAGAAAUUGCUUGAUCCUGCAAACUAUUCUGCAAUUGAGAGCAAUCUAGUUUUUGUUGGUGUUGUUGGACUGAGAGAUCCUCCUCGUGAUGAAGUUCAUAAAGCAAUUGAAGACUGCAGAAAAGCUGGCAUCAAGGUCGUGGUGAUCACAGGUGAUAAUAAAUCAACAGCAGAAGCUAUAUGCCAGGAAAUUAGUCUCUUUUCUGGUAGGGAAGAAUUCAGAGGGAAGAGCUUCACUGGUAAAGAGUUCAUGAGUCUUCCCACAAGGCAGCAAAGAGAUAUCCUGUCCAGACCAGGUGGACUCGUUUUCUCACGUGCAGAGCCAAAACACAAGCAAGAUAUUGUACGCAUGCUGAAAGAUGCUGGUGAAAUUGUUGCAAUGACUGGUGAUGGAGUGAAUGAUGCACCAGCUUUGAAGCUGGCCGACAUUGGAAUUGCCAUGGGUAUUACUGGAACAGAGGUUGCAAAGGAAGCAUCAGACAUGGUUUUAGCAGACGACAACUUCAGUACAAUUGUUUCAGCAGUGGCUGAGGGACGUGCUAUCUAUAAUAACAUGAAAGCAUUCAUCAGGUAUAUGAUAUCAUCCAAUGUAGGAGAGGUUAUAUCCAUCUUUUUAACCGCUGCAUUGGGCAUCCCAGAAUGUUUGAUUCCAGUUCAGCUCCUUUGGGUCAAUCUGGUUACUGAUGGCCCUCCUGCGACAGCACUGGGUUUUAAUCCUCAAGAUGUUGACAUCAUGCAAAAGCCACCUCGCAAGCAUGAUGAUCCACUUAUAAAUGCUUGGGUUCUUUUCAGAUAUAUGGUGAUUGGUUUAUAUGUGGGCAUUGCCACUGUGGGGGUCUUCAUCUUGUGGUACACUCAUGGCUCUUUUAUGGGUAUCGAUCUUUCUCAGGAUGGCCACACCCUCGUCACCCUCUCCCAGCUCCACUCAUGGGGGGACUGCCAUUCAUGGACAAACUUUACAGCUACUCCAUUCUCUGCUGGUGGAAAAAUGGUCUCCUUUUCUGAUCCUUGUGAUUAUUUUACCACUGGAAAAGUUAAGGCCAUGACUCUCUCACUCUCUGUAUUAGUGGCCAUCGAGAUGUUCAAUUCGCUUAAUGCCCUAUCAGAAGAGAACAGCUUAUUUACCAUGCCUCCAUGGAUCAAUCCAUGGCUUUUGGUUGCAAUGACCGUGUCUUUCGGCCUUCACUUCCUGAUAUUAUAUGUGCCAUUCCUCACAGACGUGUUUGGUAUAGUGCCUUUGAGCUUUAACGAGUGGAAAUUGGUCCUCCUGGUUUCAGCUCCAGUUUUAGCGAUUGAUGAGGUCUUGAAAUUUAUUGGACGAAGAAGAAGAAGAAGGCUGAUAAAGCGCAAGCAGAAAUCUGUAUAGUCCCCUUCAGUAUGAUAUCAAGUUUUCUUCUUUACACUUAAUUCUUUAGGAAGUUCAUUCCAAAUGAAAGAAAGUAUGCUGCAUUUGUUUAUUGCAAGGGGAAAAAGAAGUAACUGAAAUAAUUCAUGUUAUGCCUUCACCAUGGAUUAUUCCUGUUCUACAUGUCAACUGUAAAAUAAUUCAUGUUAUGCCUUCUCCAUGGAUUAAUCCUGUUCUACAUGUCAAUUGUAACUGGUAUCCUGGACUUUGGGACUCGAGUAAUCUCAACAUUUCAAACAGUGGGUCAUUUGUUAGAAGACUGUCAA
This is a messenger RNA of Nymphaea colorata (pocket water lily), 4427 nucleotides long. RefSeq names its product calcium-transporting ATPase, endoplasmic reticulum-type-like. Gene Ontology annotation, biological process: intracellular calcium ion homeostasis; calcium ion transmembrane transport. Lineage: Eukaryota; Viridiplantae; Streptophyta; Magnoliopsida; Nymphaeales; Nymphaeaceae. Gene Ontology annotation, cellular component: membrane. The record is from RefSeq and is a predicted model, not a curated record. The transcript is spliced from 8 exons. The coding region runs from base 964 to 4122 and encodes 1052 amino acids. Gene Ontology annotation, molecular function: ATP hydrolysis activity; ATP binding; P-type calcium transporter activity.